CGCAGCUGAGUGGAGCAGAGCCGGGGACAAUGUGGCCGUUCCUGGCACUGGCCCUGAGCAGCGAGCUGGUGGUGGCUGCUUAUAGCAGCUUCCGCCGGGGUAUGGAGAGCGCGGGCAAGCGUGAGUACCAGGUGCAGCACGGCGCCUGCAGCUACACCUUCCUCCUGCCUGAGGUGGCCGAGUGCCGCCCUCCGGCCGGUGCCUAUGUGUCCAACGCAGUGCAGAGGGACGCACCGCUGGACUACGACGACUCAGUGCAGCGGCUGCAAGUGCUGGAGAACAUCCUGGAGAACAACACGCAGUGGCUGAUGAAGCUGGAGAGCUACAUUCAGGACAGUAUGAGGAAGGAGAUGGCACAGCUGCAGCAGCAUGCCGUGCAGAACCAGACAGCCACCAUGCUCGAGAUUGGCACCAGCCUGCUCAACCAGACGGCGGCGCAGACGCGCAAGCUCACUGACGUGGAGGCUCAGGUGUUAAACCAGACCACCAGGCUGGAACUUCAGCUUCUAGAACAUUCCCUUUCUACGAAUAAGCUGGAAAAACAGAUUCUGGACCAGACCAGUGAGAUCAACAAGCUGCAGGACAAGAACAGUCUCCUGGAGCAGAAGGUCCUGGCCAUGGAGGACAAGCAUGGGCUGCAGCUGCGCUCCAUGCGUGAGGAGAAGGAACAGCUGCGAGUGCUGGUGUCCAGGCAGGGCUCGGUGAUCGAGGCUCUGGAGCAGCAGCUGGCCAGUGCCACUGUCAACAGCUCCGCACUGCAGAGACAGCAGCACCACCUCAUGGACACAGUGCAUGGCCUGCUGGCCCUGCUGGCCACGGCCACCCGUGAUCCUUUGGCUGUUAAGGAGGAGCAGAGGACUUUCAGCGACUGUGCCCAGGUGCUCAAGUCGGGGCUCACGGCCAGCGGUGUCUACACUCUGAGUUUCCCCAACUCCACCCGGGGGGUCCAGGCCUACUGUGACAUGGAGACUAGCGGCGGGGGCUGGACUGUGAUCCAGAGACGCCAAGAUGGCAGCGUGGACUUCCAAAGAACGUGGGCAGAGUACAAGGAGGGCUUCGGGGACCCGUCGGGCGAGCACUGGCUGGGGAAUGAGUUCGUGUCACAGGUGACAUCACGACGGCCAUUCCUGCUCCGUGUCCAGCUGCAGGACUGGGAGGGCAGCGAGGCCUACUCGGUCUACGAGCACUUCUAUCUGUCUGGGGAGGAACUCAACUACCGGAUCCAUCUGAAGGGCCUGUCAGGGACAGCAGGCAAACUCAGCAGCAUCAGCCAGCCAGGCAAUGACUUCAGCACCAAGGACAUGGACAACGACAAGUGCAUCUGCAGGUGUUCCCAGAUGCUGACUGGAGGCUGGUGGUUUGAUGCGUGCGGCCCCUCCAACCUCAAUGGCAUGUACUACCCGCAGCGGCAGAGCGCAAGCAAAUUCAACGGCAUCAAGUGGUACUACUGGAGGGGCUCAGGCUACUCGCUCAAGGGCACCAGCAUGAUGAUUCGGCCUGCUGACCUUUGAGGCUCCUGGGCCCGGUUGUUCGGCCA
Suncus etruscus (white-toothed pygmy shrew) is the source of this 1537-nucleotide messenger RNA. It is a transcript of the gene ANGPT2, whose product is annotated as angiopoietin 2. The transcript has 9 exons. NCBI's taxonomy places the organism in Eukaryota, Metazoa, Chordata, Mammalia, Eulipotyphla, Soricidae. The record is from RefSeq and is a predicted model, not a curated record. Bases 30 to 1511 code for a protein of 493 amino acids.